CUUUUACACAAACAGGCACAGCUCACACACAUAGAUUCCAGAGAAGUCUGGAAUCUGGACUUGACUGUCUGCUGCUAAUUGCACGUCAAGAUUGCAACUAGCAGGGAAGUGUUUCUGGAAAACAGGAUUGAAGGAAUCUUGUGCUGAAGGGUCUCAAUAUCUCCACCAUGUUCCUGCUUCUGUUUCUUGCACCAGGCUUGAUUCUUUGUGAUUCUGAUGGCAUACCAGCAGAUGUCCAGCCUCUUGACCAAAGCCCACUUGAAGACAUUCAGAAAAAAGUUAAUGACUUAUGGCUGAGUUUGCUUUACCCCCAGUUCUAUGAGGAGCUGCUGGCAACCAACCAGACUGCUUAUGCUGUGUGUGUAGUGAAACCCAACACCAAAUUGGAUGCAGACAAGCCACAGGUGACUGGGCAUGUUCUUUUCAAGCAAGCCUAUCCAUAUGGAAAAUUGGAGGCUGUUUUCUAUUUGGAUGGGUUUCCUGCAGGCACCAACUUGUCUGGCAGAGCUAUUCAUGUUCACCAGCAUGGAGACCUCAGUGACAGCUGUGACUCUGCUGGGGGACACUACAAUCCUUUCAAAGUAAAUCACCCUAAACAUCCUGGGGACUUUGGGAACUUCUACUCUAAAGGAGGCAAAAUUAUAAAAUACAAAUCCAAUCUCACGGCAACUCUUUUUGGUCCACACACCAUUAUAGGAAGAUCCAUUGUGAUCCAUGAACAGGAAGAUGACCUAGGGAAAGGGAGCAACAAAGCCAGCCUGGAGAAUGGAAAUGCUGGUAAACGUCUGGCUUGUUGUGUCAUUGGAACAUCCAACAAAAACCAGUGGGCAAAUCAGUUUGCUGAGAUUCCAGCAAAGAGGAGGAAAAGGAUCACAAAAUAAGCACAGAACAGCUGGGCCUAGGUGAAGAACGAAACAGCGAGAGGCACUCACAAUAGAUUUCAUAUCUGGCAAGCUGGUUGCUAAACAAUAGAAAAGUUUCUGCUUCCCUUGAGAAAAUGUUAAGAUAGGCUACUGUUCCAUCAUAGCCACCCAUUCUGUAAGCAGAUUAAUAAUAAAAAGCAGCAGCAUAUUCUUUCAAAGUUCAUAUUCAAGCUUUUUUUUUCUGGUUCCAAAGUUAAGUCUUGAUAGAUUAAGGACUCUGUGCUUGCUACUGAAAUCUUGAGCAAUCCCUGCUUAUUGUAUGUUGUAUCUUUAGAAAAAAUCUCAAGAACAAGAAAACUAGAGGAACAAAAGAUAAAAAUAAAUGUGUUCCACUAA
Messenger RNA from Pogona vitticeps (central bearded dragon), 1259 nucleotides. RefSeq names its product superoxide dismutase 3 (gene SOD3). Gene Ontology annotation, molecular function: copper ion binding. Gene Ontology annotation, biological process: superoxide metabolic process. The record is from RefSeq and is a predicted model, not a curated record. Lineage: Eukaryota; Metazoa; Chordata; Lepidosauria; Squamata; Agamidae.